Molecule: messenger RNA, 405 nt
Organism: Fibroporia radiculosa
Lineage: Eukaryota; Fungi; Basidiomycota; Agaricomycetes; Polyporales; Fibroporiaceae
Exons: 2
Coding region: 1-405 (134 amino acids)
Source: RefSeq, a predicted model, not a curated record
AUGUCAAACGCUGGCGAUUCCACCGGAGGUAGCCUUGGACGUUCAUUAGGAAACAAGCUGAAGGGCGCAUGGAAUGUAGUCGAGGGAGCCGGCGAUUCCCUUCGAGGCGGGGCGAUGGACUUCAUCGACGCGGCGACUGGCACGGAUGGUCAUCAUGCUGAGACCGAUAUUGGUAUUCAGAAAACGCAUGCAGGAAUGGCAGAGAUAAGGGGAAAUACCAGUGCGCCUGUAGAAACGACUCUUCCUCGUGCAACAGCGACCACUAGCGCCGCUCCGCCUCUUCCAGCUCGCUCAGGCAUACCUACAAGCAGUACAGAGGCUGACACUUCUCCCAAACCUCCACCUCGCGGAAGUGCUAAGGGAGAUGUGGCGACUGGGACAGCUGGUAGCAGUAUCCCCCCGUGA